AUGGAGCUGUACACUGGACUACAGAGGCUUGACGCUUGUGUUGUCGUCUCCUCAGGGUCUCUUGAGGUGGUGUUCAUCAGGAUGUGUCGUGCCUUUGACUCUCAGAACAGCACCGUCUACUUCGAUGGGAAGUACGCUGGGACCGACGUCUUCAAAGCAUUAGGUUGUGACGAUCUGAUUCGCUUAGUCUUUGAGUUUGGGAAGAGUAUGUCUGUCAUCCAUCUCUCUGAGGAGGAGAUCGCUCUCUUCUCCGCGUACGUCCUGAUGUCUGCAGAUCGGACGUGGCUUCAGGAGAAGGUGAAGGUAGAGAAGCUACAACAGAAGAUCCAGCUGGCUCUCCAACAUGUCCUUCAGAAGAACGGCAGAGAGGACGUGGUUCUCACUAAGUUGAUAUGCAAAGUGUCGACCCUGCGGGCGUUAGUCAGCCGGCACACAGAGAAGCUGACGGCCUUCAAAGCAACCUACCCAGACGUUGUCCAAGCCCACUUCCCUCCACUAUACAGGGAGCUGUUUGGCUCAGACUUUGAACAGGUCUCCAUGUCCAUAGACGGCUAGCCGAAGACCCCGUCGGUGACCUACCGUACUGUAUCUGCCCUGUACUGUAGUUUACGUCAUGGAGCCAGUGUUGAUCUUUGGGAGACAGAGAGACACGUUGAAUGAGAGACACUCAGACAGUGCCUUGGUCCUGGCUCUAACUUGCUCUUACCUGGACAGACACCCAACAUUUCUCUGUUCAUGUUCGUCUGUCUUCUCCUCUGUGUCCUCCUGGAUCAUGAGUUGGUUGGGAGGUUUCUGGGAGGAAAAAAAAACAUUCAAGCACUUAGAAAACCAACAGCCUUUCCUCUCACAACAACAAACCUAUUGGGAUGGGGAGAGGAUUUAGUCACAACCCUUACCUAUGGACAACGGUGUGAUGGAGAGAGGAUUUAGUCACAACAUUUACCUGUGGACAACGGUGUGAUGGGGAGAGGAUUUAGUCACAACCCUUACCUAUGGACAACGGUGUGAUGGAGAGAGGAUUUAGUCACAACAUUUACCUGUGGACAACGGUGUGAUGGGGAGAGGAUUUAGUCACAACACUUACCUAUGGACAACGGUGUGAUGGGGAGAGGAUUUAGUCACAACACUUACCUGUGGACAACGGUGUGAUGGGGAGAGGAUUUAGUCACAACACUUACCUGUGGACGACGGUGUGAUGGAGAGAGGAUUUAGUCACAACACCUACCUGUGGACAACGGUGUGAUGGAGAGAGGAUUUAGUCACAACACUUACCCAUGGACAACGGUGUGAUGGGGAGGUGGUGUGGAGUACUGCACCCCUUCGGGUUAACAUUACCUUCAAAGCCAUCUGCUAUUCAACCUUCACAACAGGAAGAGGAA
Molecule: messenger RNA, 1379 nt
Organism: Oncorhynchus nerka (sockeye salmon)
Lineage: Eukaryota; Metazoa; Chordata; Actinopteri; Salmoniformes; Salmonidae
Product: nuclear receptor ROR-alpha A-like
Exons: 5
Coding region: 1-555 (184 amino acids)
Biological process (GO): regulation of transcription by RNA polymerase II
Cellular component (GO): nucleus
Molecular function (GO): nuclear receptor activity; RNA polymerase II cis-regulatory region sequence-specific DNA binding
Source: RefSeq, a predicted model, not a curated record